AUGUCCUUCAGGAACAAUCUUGCCGAUCGCGCCUUCCAACGCUCCACUACCGACGAUAAUGGAAUCGAGAGCUCUAUGUCUUCGUUUGGUGGGGCCAGAAUACGCAUCUCUAACGAGCCAGAGCUACGCCGGCGGAUCAAAGAGCUGGAUGAGGGCGGUUGGGAGUGGCGAUUCUUAGCCUAUGCUGAAGAGGACAAAGGCCUUCUCGAAAGCUCUUCCCAAGCCGGCUCUCACUGCAGUUACGCUUACCUCGAAGCUAUCAGACACAAUCUCGGCAUCGCCAAAAUGGCUUGCCAGUUGGAAAUGGAUGCAGAAUAUGAAUUAAUAGAGGAUGUGAUCAUGGCUACUAAGAGCGAGCUGUCGCGUCUGCAGGAACACCCUGAGCUCUUUCCUAGCCAAGACAUCAGAGAGAAAUUCUGGCACAGUGUUCGGCUCAAGUGCAACGAGUCGGUGAAGUUCGUCAUAUCAGAGCAAGAGGCUCGUGAUCAUGCGCACGAAAUGUUCCAGGCUGUUAGUGUGGAAGUUGAAGAAAACACGCGCACUCCGGGAAGGGACAUGCAGCGAACGCCUUGGGAACAGUUCUUACACAACAGAGCACCAGGCGCUGAGGCGGAUCUCUCGAUGUUUGCGGAAGAAGGAAGCGUUCAAAUCAUUCCGAUGGCUGCAGCCAGGAUCCUGAUGGCAACUCUUGAAGAGCAUGCAGCCAUCAUUCGUGAUAUUGAAGCACAACGUGAGGACUUGAAACCAUACGCGCCAUCUUCCAGCAGCCAUCUCCACUUUUGCGGAUUGAAGCUUUCGCCUGACGGUCAUCUGCGCUUACGCAAGGUGUCAAACGACCUGUGCAAAACGACUCCCGCUGGUCCACUUGACGUUGGCAGACACGAAGACGUGAAUAGCCUAGAGACGCUGAAUCUAGAUUUCGCUGCGUUAAACCAACGGAGACCUCCCCUGCGUCCACGCAUGUGGAAUUGUGUUACCGUGGUAGUUCACGACCGACCAAACUAUGGUGUGGACUCGGAGCAACGCGAUGAAACAGUGGAAGAGAUGACGAGCAUGCUUAGUUAG
Molecule: messenger RNA, 1065 nt
Organism: Letharia lupina
Lineage: Eukaryota; Fungi; Ascomycota; Lecanoromycetes; Lecanorales; Parmeliaceae
Exons: 6
Coding region: 1-1065 (354 amino acids)
Source: RefSeq, a predicted model, not a curated record